AUGGGAAAAGGAAAAGAUGACGUCAAUUCCGGUGGCGAUUUUUCUGAUUCAAAACUAUUGCGAAAACUAAACUGGGACUUCGAUCCAGCUUACGAGUGGGAAAACGGUGGCAAAGAUUAUACGUUACCGGGAGAGGAGCCGAAAAAGGAUACAAAACUCGAAAGGGUUGCCAAAAAAUGGCAAAAACACGCCAUAAAAAUAAUUUUCGUUGGUUCUUUCGUCUGUAUGAUUCUCUGCUGCUGUUUCGCCUGCUGCAAGCGGUUCUUCUCGCGGCUUUGUGCGAUUGGCUGCAUGUGGUGUCGGGACAUGCGGGAUAUCUGCCUUAACAGGGACCCAACCUUUCAAACAGCACGCCGGCUUGCAGAUGACUACGGAAUCAAACUGGAUUAUGAGCAAUAUAAGAAGAUAAAAAAUUCGUACGAGCAAUCUUUGCAGAAGCAAGGAUAUGGAAGCAAAAUUGACCUGUCUGGGCGUGGAAAGGGAAAAACGUCCAUGUUCUAA
Mya arenaria is the source of this 501-nucleotide messenger RNA. RefSeq lists its product as uncharacterized. The record is from RefSeq and is a predicted model, not a curated record. Bases 1 to 501 code for a protein of 166 amino acids. NCBI's taxonomy places the organism in Eukaryota, Metazoa, Mollusca, Bivalvia, Myida, Myidae. The transcript has 3 exons.